AUGAGGCUGCGACUCCUGGUGGCCGCGCUCUGCGCUGGGGUCCUGGCGAAGGCGCCCCGAGUGCGGGCCCAGCCCGGGGAGAGAGUGACCUGCACGCGUCUUUAUGCGGCUGACAUCGUGUUCCUAAUUGACGGCUCCUCAUCCAUCGGCCGCAACAACUUUCGAGAAGUCCGCAGCUUCCUAGAAGGACUGGUUCUGCCUUUCUCUGGGGCAGCCAGUGCACAGGGCGUGCGCUUUGCAGCGGUGCAGUAUAGUGACGACCCACGGACAGAGUUUGGCCUGGAUGCACUUGGUUCAGGGGUUGAUGCAAUCCGUGCCAUCCGUGAACUCACUUACAAGGGAGGCAACACGCGCACUGGAGCUGCAAUUCUCCAUGUGGCUGAUCACAUCUUCCUGCCCCAGCUGGCCCGACCUGGUGUCUCCAAGGUCUGCAUCCUGAUCACAGAUGGGAAGUCCCAGGACCUGGUAGAUACAGCUGCCCAGAGGCUGAAGGGGCAGGGGGUCAAGCUCUUUACUGUGGGGAUCAAGAAUGCUGACCCCGAGGAGCUGAAGCGAAUUGCCUCACAGCCGAUCAGCGACUUCUUCUUCUUUGUCAAUGAUUUUAGCAUCUUAAGGACCCUACUGCCCCUUGUUUCCCGCCGAGUGUGCACAACUGCGGGUGGUGUGCCCGUGACCCUACCCUCUGAUGACAUGAUCUCUGGCCCACGGGACCUGGUGCUGUCUGAGCUGGGCAGUCAAUCCCUACUAGUACAGUGGACAGCAGCCAGUGGUCCUGUGACUGGCUAUAAAGUCCAGUACACUCCUCUGACAGGACUGGGGCAGCCAUUAUCAAACGAGCGGCGGGAGGUGAGCGUUCCAGCUGGUGAGACCAGCAUGCGGCUGCAGGGCCUCCGGCCAAUGACUGAGUACCAGGUGACUGUGGUCGCACUCUAUGCCAACAGCAUCGGGGAGGCUGUGAGCGGGACAGCUCGGACCACUGCCCUGGAGGGGCCAGAGCUGACCAUCCAGAACACCACAAACCACAGCCUCCUGGUGGCCUGGCGGAGUGUGCCAGGUGCCACUGGCUACCGUGUGACAUGGAGGGCCCUUAGUGGUGGGGCUGCAGAGCAGCAGGAGCUAGGCCCUGGGCAGCAGUCAGUGUUGCUGCGUGGCCUGGAGCCUGGCACAGACUAUGAGGUGAUGGUGAGCACACUGCUUGGCCGUAGUGUGGGGCCUGCUACCACCCUGACUGCCCGUACUGACAUCUCUGUUGAGCAGACCCUGCACCCGGUCAUUUUGGGCCCCACAUCCAUUCGUUUGUCCUGGAACCUGGUGCCUGAGGCCCGAGGCUACCGACUGGAGUGGCGGCGUGAGAGCGGCUUAGAGCCACCAAAGAAGGUGGAGCUUCCCUCUGAUGUGACCAACUACCAGUUGGAUGGGCUGCAACCAGGCACUGAGUAUCGCAUCACACUCUACACCCUCCUGGAGGGCCGUGAGGUGGCCACACCUGCAGCUGUUGUCCCCACUGGGCCAGAGCUGCCUGUGGGCCCUGUGAUGGACCUACAAGCAGUUGAGCUGCCUGGGCAGCGAGUGCGAGUGUCCUGGAGCCCAGUCCUCAGUGCCACUGAGUACCGUAUCACUGUGCGCAGCAUCCAGGGGGUUGAGAGGACCCUGGUGCUUCCUGGGAGUCAGACAACCUUUGACUUGGAUGACAUCCAGACAGGGCUUAGCUACACUGUGCGGGUGUCUGCUCGAGUGGGCACUCGUGAAGGUGGUGCCAGCGUCCUUACUGUCCGUCGUGAGCCAGACACCACACUUGCCGUCUCAGGGCUGCGGGUCGUGGCGUCAGAUGCAACACGAGUGAGGGUGGCUUGGAGACCUGUCCCAGGAGCCAGUGGAUUUCGGAUCAGCUGGAGGACAGGCAGUGGUCCGGAAUCAAGCCAGACAUUAUCUCCAGAUGCUACUGUCACAGACAUCACAGGGCUGCAGCCUGGGACCUCCUACCAGGUGGCUGUGUCAGCACUGCGUGGAAGAGAGCAAGGCCCCCCUGUGGUCAUCGUGGCUCAGACUGACCCAUUGGGCCCAGUGAGGACGGUCCACGUGACUCAGUCUGGCAGCUCGUCUGUCACCAUCAACUGGACCAGGGUUCCUGGAGCCACAGGAUACAGAGUCUCCUGGCACUCAGGCCACGGCCCGGAGAAAUCCCAGCUGGUUUCUGGGGAGGCCACAGUGGCUGAGCUGGAUGGGCUGAAACCAGAUACAGAGUACACAGUGCACGUGCGGGCCCACGUAGCUGGUGUGGAUGGCCCCCCUGCCUCUGCGGUUGUUAGGACUGCCCCUGAGCCCGUGGGCAGAGUGUCAAAGCUGCAGAUUCUCAACGCUUCCAGUGAUGUUUUGCGGGUCACCUGGGUGGGCGUCGCUGGAGCCACAAACUACAGACUGUCCUGGGGCAGGAGUGAAGGUGGCCCCACGAGAGACCAGAUACUCCCAGGAAACACGGACUCCGCAGAGAUCCGCGGCCUCGAAGGAGGAGUCAGCUACUCGGUGCGAGUGACUGCACUCGUCGGGGAUCGCGAGGGCGCGCCAGUCUCCAUUGUCGUCACCACACCACCGGAGCCUCCCCCAUCCCUGAGGACACUUCGCGUAGUGCAACGAGGGGAGCAUUCGCUGAGGCUGCGCUGGGAGCCGGUGCCCGGAGCACACGGCUUCCGUCUGCACUGGCGACCAGAGGGUGGCCAGGAGCAGUUCCAGGAACUGGGCCCUGAUGUCAACAGCUACCACCUGGAUGGACUGGAACCAGGGACUCUGUACCAUGUGUGGCUGAGAGUCUUGGGGCCAGCUGGAGAAGGGCCCCCCACAGAGGUGACGGCACAAACUGAGUCACCUCGCAUCCCGAGCACUGACCUGCGUGUGGUAGACACUUCAAUAGACUCAGUGACUCUGGCCUGGACCCCAGUGUCCGGGGCAUCCAACUACAUUUUGUCUUGGAGGCCACUCAGAGGCCCUGGUCAGGAGGUGCCUGGGACCCCACAGACACUGCCGGGGAUCUCAAACUCCCAGCGGGUGACAGGGCUAGAGCCUGGCGUCUCUUAUAUCUUUUCCCUGACACCUGUCCGAGGGGGUGUGCGGGGCCCUGAGGCCUCUGUCACACACAACCCAGAGUGCCCCCAUGGCUUGAUAGAUGUGGUGUUCCUGCUGCACGCCACUCGGGACAAUGCUCACCGUUCAGAAGCUGUGAAGAGGGCCCUAGAGCGCCUGCUGUCUGCACUUGGACCCCUUGGGCCACAGGCGGUCCAGGUUGGCCUCUUGUCCUAUAGUCACCGGCCCUCCCCACUGUUCCCACUGAACAGCUCCCAUGACCUUGGCAUCAUCAUGCAGAAGAUUCGUGACAUCCCCUACAUGGACCCAAGUGGGAACAACCUGGGCAUAGCCGUGGUCACAGCUCACAGGCACCUGUUGGCGCCAGAUGCUCCUGGGCGCCGCCGGCAUGCCCCAGGGGUGAUGGUUCUGUUAGUGGAUGAGCCUUUGAGAAGUGACAUCUUUGGCCCCAUCCGUGAGGCCCAAGCUUCUGGGCUGAACAUGAUGAUAUUGGGCCUGGCGGGAGCUGAUCCAGAGCAACUGCGUCGCUUGGUGCCAGGCAUGGACCCUGUCCAGACUUUCUUUGCUGUGGAUGAUGGUCCAAGCCUGGACCGGGCAGUCAGUGGUUUGGCAACUGCCUUGUGUCAGGCAGCUUCAGGCACCCAGCCACAGCCAGGGCCUUGCACGAUUCAUUGUCCAAAGGGCCAGAAGGGAGAACCUGGAGAGACGGGCCUGACAGGACAAGCUGGGGCCCCUGGACCCCCUGGCCUUCCGGGCAGGACUGGUGCUCCAGGUCCCCAAGGCCCUCCUGGAAGCACCAUUGCGAAAGGCGAGAGGGGCUUCCCUGGAGCAGAUGGGCCUCCAGGCAGCCCUGGCCGCCCUGGGACUCCUGGAAACCCUGGCCCAAAGGGCUCCCCAGGGUGGCCUGGCUCUCGUGGGGAAACGGGAGAGCGAGGGCCUCGAGGCCCAAAAGGGGAGCCGGGGGAGCCUGGACAAGUUAUUGGAGGCGAGGGCCGAGGGCUUCCUGGACAGAAAGGAGAUCCUGGACCUUCGGGCCCCUCUGGACCUCGUGGCCCAAUGGGGGACCCAGGACCCCGUGGUCCCCCAGGGCUUCCUGGGAUGUCCUUGAAGGGUGACAAAGGCGAUCGUGGGGAACGGGGGCCCCCUGGACCAGGUCAUGGUGGUGCUGCUGCAGGGGAGCCAGGGCUGCCGGGCCUUCCUGGAAGCCCUGGACCUCAAGGCCCAGCUGGCCCCUCUGGAGAGAAAGGAGAGAAGGGUGAUUGUGAAGAUGGAAGCCCAGGCCUCCCAGGACAACCUGGGACCCCAGGUCAGCGGGGCCAACGGGGACCUCCUGGAGAUGUUGGCCCCAAAGGUGACCGAGGGCUGACAGGGAACACGGGUGAGCCUGGAGAAAAGGGUGAACGUGGACCCCCUGGCCCAGUGGGACCCCAGGGGCUGCCAGGAGUUGCAGGGCGUCCUGGACUCGAGGGUCCUGAGGGGCCACCAGGACCCACUGGCCGUCGAGGAGAUAAGGGAGAGCCUGGUCCCCCUGGGGACCCUGCAGUGGUGGGACCUCCUGGUGCUGGAGCCAAAGGAGAGAAGGGAGAAGUGGGGCCCCCUGGACCUAAAGGAGCUGCUGGAGUCAAAGGGGAACGGGGACCACCUGGGUUGGUACUUCCUGGAGACCCUGGCCCAAAGGGAGAUCCUGGAGACAGGGGUCCCAUCGGCCUCACUGGGCGAGCAGGACCCUCUGGUGACUCGGGGCCUCCUGGAGAGAAAGGAGACCCAGGGCGGCCUGGACCCCCAGGACCUGUUGGCCCCCGAGGACGAGAUGGUGAAGUUGGAGAGAAAGGUGAAGAGGGCCCCCCGGGUGACCCAGGUUUGCCUGGAAAAUCUGGAGAGCGUGGCCUUCGGGGCAUACCUGGAGCUCGGGGGCCUGCAGGGGAGAAGGGAGACCAGGGAGAUCCUGGAGAGGAUGGACGAAAUGGCAGCCCUGGACCCUCUGGACCCAAGGGUGACCGUGGGGAACCAGGUCCUCCAGGAGCCCCUGGACGGCUGGUGGACCCAGGGCUUGGAGCUGGAGAGAAGGGAGAGCCUGGGGACCGUGGACAGGAGGGUCCUCGAGGACCCAAGGGUGAACCUGGCCCCCCUGGAGCCCCUGGGGAGAGGGGUACCAACGGGCUUCGGGGACUCCCAGGCCCACAAGGGGACCCAGGAGUCCGAGGCCCAGCAGGAGAAAAGGGGGACCGAGGCCCUCCUGGGCUGGAUGGCCGGAAUGGACUGGAUGGUAAACCAGGAGCUUCUGGUCCCCCUGGGCUACAUGGCACUACGGGCAAAGCUGGAGACCCAGGGAGAGACGGGCUUCCAGGCCUUCGAGGAGAACAGGGUCCCCCAGGGCCCCCAGGACCUCCUGGAGCACUGGGAAAGCCAGGCGAGGAUGGCAAACCUGGCCUGAAUGGGAAAAACGGAGAAGCUGGAGAGCCUGGAGAAGAUGGGAGGAAGGGAGAAAAGGGAGAUUCAGGUUUUCCUGGGAGAGACGGUCGUGAUGGCCCCAAGGGUGAGCGUGGUACUACUGGGAGCCCUGGAGUCCAGGGCCCCCCAGGCCUACCGGGGCAGGUUGGCCCCCCUGGCCAGGGUUUUCCUGGUAUCCCAGGAAACACAGGCCCCAAGGGUGACCGUGGGGAGACUGGCUCCAAAGGGGAACAGGGCCUCCCUGGGGAGCGUGGACUGAGAGGAGAACCUGGGAGCAUGGCAAAUGUGGAACGGUCGCUGGAUGCUGUUGGCAUCAAGGUGUCUGCUCUGCGGGAGAUUGUGGAGACCUGGGAUGAGAGCUCUGGCAGCUUCCUACCAGUGCCUGAACGGCAUCGCGGCCCCAAGGGAGAGCCAGGAGAGCGGGGACUUGUGGGCAAGGAGGGCCCCAUUGGCUUUCCUGGAGAACGUGGGCUGAAGGGAGAUCGUGGAGACCCUGGUUCUCCAGGGCCACCGGGCCUGGCCCUUGGGGAGAGGGGUCCCCCUGGGCUUCCUGGUCUUGCCGGAGAGCCUGGAAAGCCUGGUAUUCCUGGACUUCCAGGUCGAGCUGGGAGUAUAGGGGAAGCAGGAAGGCCAGGAGAGAGGGGAGAACGUGGAGAGAAAGGAGAGCGUGGAGAACAGGGCAGAGAUGGCACUCCAGGCCUUCCUGGCCCCCCUGGUCCCCCUGGCCCUAAGGUGGCUGUGGAUGAGCCAGGUCCUGGACUCUCUGGAAAACAAGGACCCCCUGGACUCAAGGGUGCUAAGGGGGAGCCAGGCAAUGAUGGUGACCGAGGCCCCAAAGGAGACAGGGGUAUGCCAGGCAUCAAGGGAGACCGAGGAGAGCUUGGAGAGAGGGGUCAUGUUGGCAGUCCGGGUCUACCAGGAGAGCGGGGCAUUGCUGGGCCUGAAGGGAAGCCGGGCCUGCAGGGUGAGAGGGGAGCCCCAGGUCCCACGGGUGGCCAUGGAGACCCUGGACCACCCGGUGCCCCUGGUCUCGCUGGUCCUGCUGGACCCCAGGGACCAUCUGGCCUGAAGGGGGAGCCUGGAGAGACAGGACCACCAGGACGGGGCCUGCCUGGACCUACUGGGGCUGUGGGACUGCCCGGUCCCCCUGGCCCUUCAGGCCUUGUGGGUCCACAGGGGGCACCAGGUUUGCCUGGACAAGUGGGGGAGACGGGGAAGCCAGGAGCCCCAGGUCGUGAUGGUGCCAAUGGAAAAGAUGGAGACAGAGGAGCCCCUGGUGUGCUGGGGCCACCAGGCCUGCCCGGCCCUCUUGGACCCAAAGGAGAGCCUGGACCCAUGGGGGCCCCUGGACAGGUGGUGGUCGGACCCCCAGGAACAAAGGGAGAGAAGGGAGCCCCUGGAAGCCUUGCUGGAGACUUGGUGGGGGAGCCAGGAGCCAAAGGUGACCGAGGACUGCCAGGGCCACGCGGGGAGAAGGGAGACGCUGGCCGUGCGGGGGAACCUGGAGACCCUGGGGAAGAUGGUCAGAAAGGGGCUCCAGGACUGAAAGGUCAAAAGGGUGACCCAGGAGUUGGGAUCCAGGGCCCCCCUGGGCCAACUGGUCCUCCGGGUAUGAAGGGAGACUUGGGCCUCCCUGGGCCCCCUGGCACUCCUGGUGUUGUCGGAUUCCCUGGUCAGACAGGCCUUCGAGGAGAGAUGGGUCCGCCAGGCCCCAGCGGAGAGCGGGGUCUGACAGGUACCCCAGGGAGAGAAGGUGCUCCAGGCCCUUUGGGGCCACCUGGACCACCGGGGUCAGCGGGAGUGCCUGGGCCCUCUGGACUCAAAGGAGACAAGGGAGAUCCUGGAGUAGGGCUACCGGGAGCCCGAGGCGAGCGUGGGGAGCCAGGUGUCCGGGGUGAAGAUGGCCGGCCUGGUCAGGAAGGACCCCGAGGACUCAUGGGGCCAUCAGGCAGCCGUGGGGAGCGUGGGGAGAAGGGUGGCGCUGGAACCACAGGGCCAAAGGGUGACAAGGGUGACUCAGCCUUGAUUGUGGGGCCUCCAGGGCCACAGGGUGCAAAGGGGAAUACGGGUGAACGAGGGCCUCGGGGCAUAGAUGGUGACAAAGGACCUCGGGGAGACAGUGGAAUCCCUGGAGAGAAGGGCAUCAAAGGGGAGCCUGGUGAUAAGGGCUUGGCGGGGCCACUGGGAGCACGUGGAUUCACAGGACCCAAGGGCGAGUCUGGUGCUGCAGGGAUUCCUGGUGACCCGGGACCCCCAGGGAAGGAUGGGGCCCCUGGUGUCCGAGGAGAAAAAGGAGAUGUCGGCUUCAUGGGUCCCCGGGGCUUCAAGGGUGAACGGGGAGUGAAGGGUGCCUGUGGCCUUGAUGGAGAGAAGGGAGACAAGGGAGAAUCUGGUUCCCCAGGCCGCCCUGGGCUAGCAGGACGCAAAGGAGAGAUGGGGGAGCCAGGUAUGCCCGGCCAGUUGGGGGUCCCCGGAAAGGAGGGCCUGAUUGGUCCCAAGGGUGACCGAGGCUUUGAUGGGCAGCCAGGACCCAAGGGUGACCAGGGCGAGAAAGGAGAACGGGGGCCCCCAGGAAUUGGGGGUUUCCCAGGACCCAAGGGCAGUGAUGGCUCUAGUGGUCCACCUGGGCCACCUGGCAGUGUUGGUCCCAAAGGUCCUGAAGGACUUCAGGGCCAGAAGGGUGAGCGGGGACCUCCUGGACCAAGUAUGGUGGGGGCCCCUGGGGCCCCUGGAACCCCUGGUGAGAGAGGAGAGCAGGGGCGGCCAGGGCCUGCCGGUCCCCGUGGUGAGAAGGGAGAAGCUGCACUGACCGAGGAUGACGUUCGAGGCUUUGUGCGUCAGGAGAUGAGUCAGCACUGUGCUUGCCAGGGCCAGUUCAUUGCAUCUGGAUCACGGCCCCUCCCUAGUUAUGCUUCAGACACUGCCGGGCCCCAGCUCCACCGUGUGCCUGUGCUCCGGCUCUCUCAUGCAGAGGAGGAAGACCAGCUGCCCCCUGAGGAUGAUGAAUUCUCAGAAUACUCUGAGUAUUCUGUGGAGGGCUACGAGGACCUUGAGGCUCCCUGGGAAGGUGAUGAUCCCUGUUCGCUGCCAUUGGAUGAAGGCUCCUGUACUGCCUACACCCUACGCUGGUAUCACCGGGCUGUGGCAGGUGGCAUAGGAUCCUGUCACCCGUUUGUUUACGGUGGCUGUGGAGGCAAUGCCAAUCGUUUUGGGACCCGUGAAGCUUGUGAGCACCGCUGCCCACCCCAGGUGGUCCAGAGCCAGGCAAUAGGUAUGGACCCAUCCCCCAACCCCACUUGGGAACUGGGCACUGAGCCUGCCCAGAUCAGCUCCUGGGUGAGGAGCUCCCAGAUCAGGGUCCUGGGUAAGACCCUGGACCCCCUCUGA
Orycteropus afer afer is the source of this 8916-nucleotide messenger RNA. RefSeq names its product collagen type VII alpha 1 chain (gene COL7A1). Lineage: Eukaryota; Metazoa; Chordata; Mammalia; Tubulidentata; Orycteropodidae. Gene Ontology annotation, molecular function: serine-type endopeptidase inhibitor activity; protein binding. The record is from RefSeq and is a predicted model, not a curated record.